This is a messenger RNA of Nannospalax galili (Upper Galilee mountains blind mole rat), 1308 nucleotides long. It is a transcript of the gene Pycr2, whose product is annotated as pyrroline-5-carboxylate reductase 2. Bases 172 to 1134 code for a protein of 320 amino acids. The record is from RefSeq and is a predicted model, not a curated record. The transcript is spliced from 7 exons. Gene Ontology annotation, molecular function: pyrroline-5-carboxylate reductase activity. Gene Ontology annotation, biological process: L-proline biosynthetic process. NCBI's taxonomy places the organism in Eukaryota, Metazoa, Chordata, Mammalia, Rodentia, Spalacidae.
CUGGGACACGUGGCCUCAGAGCUACAGGAGGCCUACGGCGGUGGAUGCUCCAGCCUUGCGUCCACCCAGCAGCUCCUCAGAUCCAGUCUUCCUCGCGCCGACCCUGAGCCCAGGACCCCUCGCCCUCCCCAGCGGCACCUCCCGGUCGGCGCUCGCCCGGCUCCCGCCGCUAUGAGCGUGGGUUUCAUCGGUGCGGGCCAGCUGGCCUGCGCGCUGGCUCGGGGCUUUACGGCCGCAGGCAUCCUGUCGGCUCACAAGAUAAUAGCCAGUUCCCCGGAAAUGGACCUGCCCACGGUGUCUGCGCUCAGGAAGAUGGGUGUGAACCUGACCCGAAGCAACAAGGACACUGUGCGGCACAGCGAUGUCUUGUUCCUGGCUGUGAAGCCUCAUAUCAUCCCCUUUAUCCUGGAUGAGAUUGGAGCUGAUGUGCAGGAGAGGCACAUUGUGGUCUCCUGUGCAGCCGGUGUCACCAUCAGCUCUGUAGAGAAGAAACUGAUGGCCUUCCAGCCAGCCCCCAAAGUGAUCCGAUGCAUGACAAACACACCUGUGGUGGUACGAGAAGGCGCCACUGUGUAUGCCACUGGCACCCAUGCCCUGGUAGAGGAUGGGCAGCUUCUGGAGCAGCUCAUGAGCAGCGUGGGCUUCUGUACAGAGGUGGAGGAGGACCUCAUUGAUGCCAUCACUGGGCUCAGUGGCAGUGGGCCUGCCUAUGCAUUUAUGGCUCUGGAUGCCCUGGCUGACGGUGGGGUGAAGAUGGGUGUGCCACGGCGUCUGGCAGUUCGACUAGGAGCUCAGGCCUUGCUGGGAGCUGCUAAGAUGCUGCUGGACUCAGAGGACCAUCCAGGCCAGCUCAAAGACAACGUCUGUUCUCCGGGAGGAGCUACUAUCCAUGCCCUGCACUUCCUAGAGAGUGGGGGCUUCCGCUCUCUGCUCAUAAAUGCAGUUGAAGCGUCCUGUAUCCGAACAAGAGAGUUGCAGUCCAUGGCUGAUCAAGAAAAGGUCUCCCCUGCUGCCCUUAAGAAGACUCUUCUGGACAGAGUGAAGAUGGAGUCUCCCACGGUGUCCACACUCGCCCCACCCAGUCCAGGAACGCUCCUCACAAGAAACCCAGCCCUGGGAAGCAAGAAGGACUGAGGAUCCUCUGCCUCCUUUCAACACCCAGAGCCAUUGGUUAAGGGGCUUUGGUCCCCUCUCCCCAGCAGUGCAGGGUGGGGCAGGCUCAAGUUAGCUCCAGGUUCUGAGGAUGAAAACUGCUUAGAUCUGUUCACACUAGGUAGCGCUAGGUCCCUCUCUUGUCCCAUGUUGAAA